GCAGUCUUAUGAUACCAUCUCUACUGUUUACAAUAAGUUAAAACAAAUUUCAUUUCAAUCAAAUCCAAUGAUGCGACGCAAUUAUGAAUCCGACGACUCUGAUUUUGCUUCCGCAGUUGCUGCUUCUGCACAUGCAAUACAUAUACAUUCUCUUGGAGAAGUCACACCAAACCCUAAAAUUGCAAGACCAAAUACCAGAAAACAAGAGCCACAACAAGGAGGUUCUAUGAGAAAGGCAUCUAUGAAAGAAACUAGGAGUUCUUCAUCUUUUAAGCCUGCCAUUUCUAUUGCUGAUGAUAAAAGGCACAAGCAAACUUCAACGAUUCUUCGACAACCAGAUUCCAAAGCAGAUGCUUGGGAGAAGGCCCAAAUAGCCAAGAUUCGUAAACGGUAUGAGAAUUUGCAUAACGAGAUUAAAGCCUGGGAAAAUGAGAAGAAAUUGGGAGAGAAACAUCAGAUUGAAAGGAAGAAGGGAGAUUUGGAGCUCAGAAAAUCAAAAAACUUGAAACAUUACUACAACAAGAUAGCCAGGAUUGAUCAUAUAGCUCAGGGAACAAGAGCACGGGUCGAGGAGAAACGAAAACACGAAGAAUCCAUCGUGAAAGAUAAAGCUAGAAAAAUGAGAUCUACAGGAAAAGCUCCUGUGAGCUGCUUCUGCUUCUAACCAGAAAUGAUUUAUGUACAUACAGUUUCUAACCCUGAAUCCAACAAAUAUAGUUCAAGAAUAUUCGAAUAGAAUGAGACAUUCUUUUA
Salvia miltiorrhiza (redroot sage) is the source of this 753-nucleotide messenger RNA. RefSeq names its product remorin. The record is from RefSeq and is a predicted model, not a curated record. The transcript has 4 exons. The coding region runs from base 68 to 664 and encodes 198 amino acids. NCBI's taxonomy places the organism in Eukaryota, Viridiplantae, Streptophyta, Magnoliopsida, Lamiales, Lamiaceae.